Molecule: messenger RNA, 627 nt
Organism: Acanthoscelides obtectus
Lineage: Eukaryota; Metazoa; Arthropoda; Insecta; Coleoptera; Chrysomelidae
Source: the annotation of a GenBank genome assembly
AUGGUGUAUACCGGUUUGUUGCAACAACGGCGGAUGAUGUAUGGAAGCAGUGCAACGACUGAUGGAAAAUGUGAGGCUCUUGGUGGACAGUGCGCAUUGCCGAGCCAACAGAGAAUAUAUGGAAAAAAUGUGCUGAAGAAUUUGAAAAUAGAUGGGGAUUUCCCAAUUGCAUUGGCAGCGUGGACGUUUCCAAGCAGCGAAGAAGAAUGGAGAAGAAUUGCUAGGGAAUUUGAAGGAAAAUGGCAGUUUCCCAAUUGUUUAGGUAGCAUUGACGGGUACCAUUAUUGUUUAACCAUAGAUCAUUCAGUCAUGCAGAUAACAGAAGAAGGUAGGGAUUACCCAAGCGAUUACUUAGAAUUGACAAAUGAGCAAUAUACUUCCGAAGGGCUGGAAAUAAAUUGGGUUUAUUUAUUUUUCCUGAAGGCUCUAAAGCUCAGCGACAGUGAGGAAAAGUACGGGCAUUUGUGCAUAUUGAGCUCUCCAUUAAAGUUACCACCAACAAUCCCGUUCAUCGACUACGAUGAAUGGGCGCAAUUUCCAGAUAGUAAUUCGAGACUUUAUGAGCUCCUGCAUUCUGAGAUAGCUUAUGAAAUGGCUAAGUGUGCUUUCGUUUUUGUUAGUGAUUGA